UCCGAGGUCGUCAAUAACCAGUUUGGCAGAUUUGUAAAGCUCAUACAACUGUUUUAUUUUUCACAAGCCGGUUAACAGCAAAAGAGUUUCAGCAAUGGCUGGCACGUUGGCCCGCAAGGCUAUCGACCACCUCCGCAGCAAGGAGUUCAGGGAUUAUCUGAUGAGCACACACUUUUGGGGUCCAGUGGCAAACUGGGGUUUACCUAUUGCUGCUAUCUCUGACAUGAAAAAGAGCCCCGAGAUCAUAAGUGGCAGAAUGACCUUUGCACUCACAUGCUACUCCCUGCUGUUUAUGAGGUUUGCUUAUAAAGUCCAGCCGAGGAACUGGCUCCUCUUUGCCUGCCACUUCACCAAUGAAAGUGCUCAGAUUGUACAAGGAGUAAGACUGAUUAAAUACAACAUGGAGAAAAAAAUGGCCAAAUGAUGGACAGAAGAUGAGAAGAUUUUUAAUGAAAACCAGAACUAUUAAAACAGUGGGUUUAAAUAAUGUUGUUUGAACUAAUCACAUAAGAAAGAUAAAGAUAUUUACUGAUUUAUACUUACUCAUCAAUUCCCACAGUUUAGUUGAGUGGCCAUGGAUCAUACAUAGGUACAAUAAUAAUAAUAAUAAUUGACUUGGAUUGAUUGUACAUACAAUCUGUGUAAAAUAUCAGCAGACUGUUACAUACAAAGGGACUGGAAUUUUUUUAAAAUGAAGCACCAGAAUUGUUAAGUGUUAUUAAGACAUUAAUUUAUUCCAUAAAUGAUUGUACUGCUGUCUCCCUCAGAUAAUGUUGGUGGCAAUAACAUUGUCAUUAGAAGUAGAGACGUCUCCUGUUUUUCUUGUUUGUUUCACUCGUGUAAUUAUUUGUUCCAUGGGUAAAACAGACUGAACAAUAAAAUGAACAAUAAAAUAAA
Chanos chanos (milkfish) is the source of this 897-nucleotide messenger RNA. RefSeq names its product mitochondrial pyruvate carrier 1 (gene mpc1). Gene Ontology annotation, cellular component: mitochondrial inner membrane. The coding region runs from base 95 to 424 and encodes 109 amino acids. Gene Ontology annotation, biological process: pyruvate import into mitochondria. The transcript has 5 exons. The record is from RefSeq and is a predicted model, not a curated record. NCBI's taxonomy places the organism in Eukaryota, Metazoa, Chordata, Actinopteri, Gonorynchiformes, Chanidae.